UAGAGACCGCUAAAAACUCAAAGCAUGCAUGAAGCUUGACCACGGAAUCGGUGUUCCUCGUGAAAUGCUGCCCGCUACCAAACAAAAAGAAAUAUCAAUUAGUUUUGUAAGCUGCUCAUGAGCACUGGAAGCGUGUGAAGGAUUAGGAUUUGUAUCAAAUACCGGUCGCAUGUGUGUCGUUUCCCGCGGGUAGGAAUAUAAAUUGUAAAUAAACGCAAGCAGCCAAGUGCUAUCGAUUCCGGCGAACGUGAGACACGGUGCCUCCAUUUUUUGUGCGUAUGAAAGGAAAAUUCUUUGUGUGAAACCGAAUUCGUCCACCACUGCGUUCAGUCCAGCUUGGAACGGAAUUGGAUAAGAGGUGUAUAGUUUUCGUCCGGAAAAUCGUGUGAAACACUCGUUUUCAACAGUAACAUAUAAAGAAAUGGCUAGCACCAGUACCGAUGUGCCGAUGGAGUCGGUAGACGCGGCCGGACCGGCAUCGGGCGCGUUGAGCCCCAACACAGUGAAUGGCAACGGGAACGACCUGGCCACCAACGCAGAGGAUAUGACUUCGCGUGACUACUACUUCGACUCGUAUGCACAUUUCGGCAUCCACGAGGAGAUGCUGAAGGAUGAGGUGCGCACGCUGACCUACCGGAACGCGAUGUACCACAAUAAGCAUCUGUUCAAGGGCAAGAUCGUGCUGGACAUCGGGUGCGGUACCGGCAUCCUGUCGAUGUUUGCGGCGAAAGCUGGCGCGGCGAAGGUCAUCGCGAUCGAGUGUUCGAACAUAAUCGACUACGCACAGAAGAUUAUCGAGGCGAACAACCUGCAGGAAACGAUCACGCUGGUGAAGGGGAAGGUGGAGGAGGUGACACUGCCGGACGGUUGCGACAAGGUGGACAUCAUCAUUUCCGAGUGGAUGGGCUACUGUCUGUUCUACGAGUCCAUGCUGGACACGGUCAUAUACGCGCGCGACAAGUGGCUGAAGAAGGACACGGGCAUGAUGUUCCCGGACCGGUGUACACUGUUCGUGACCGCGAUCGAGGAUCGGCAGUACAAGGACGAAAAGAUCAACUGGUGGGAUGAUGUGUACGGGUUCAACAUGAGCUCGAUCCGCAAGGUGGCCAUCAGCGAGCCGCUCGUGGACGUGGUGGAUCCCAAGCAGAUCGUCACGACCUCGUACAUGGUGAAGGAGAUAGAUCUGUACACGGUUAAGAAAGAGGACCUAGAGUUCGAGUCACCCUUCCAUCUGUUAGUAAAGCGCAACGACUUUGUGCAGGCGCUGGUGACGUACUUUAACGUGGAGUUUACCAAGUGCCACAAACGGCUCGCCUUCAGCACGUCGCCGGAUGCCGCCUACACGCACUGGAAGCAGACGGUGUUUUACUUUGACGACUAUCUGACGGUGAAGAAGGGUGAAGAAAUUUACGGCACGUUCAAGAUGAAGCCGAACGUGCGCAACAACAGGGAUCUGGACUUUACCGUCGAUCUGCACUUUAAGGGCGAGCUGUCGCAGGUGCACGAAAAAAAUCACUACCGGAUGCGCUAGGGCGCGCAGCCUGCAGUCACCGUGUUUAACCCCACCCCACCAUCAUCACUUGGAAAAGCUAGAUCUUUACCCCCUUCAAAACCAACAUAUUAUCGUAGUACACAUUGGACAUUGUUUUACUUCUCGCCAAAAAAAAAAGCAAACUCUCAUAGCAACGGACGACAGGGUUCGUGCGGAUAACUUGGAGGAAGACCGAAGUAACAGCAUCUCCGGCGUGCCGUUUUACAUCGUUUGUUCAACGAGGCGCGCGUGGUCCAUUCCACUCGAAGCAAGAUUUACCUUGUGUAAGAUAGCAUCUGUCCGAGACCGCAUGCAUGCUACAGGUAAACAAACUGGACUUCCGUCUAGUGCCGCACGUGGUUUUAUGUGUUAUCCGGUAUCCCUAUAUAGACUGGUUCCGUCACGACGCAAGCGUCCGCAGGCAGCAACAAAACAACAGUACACAGUAGCACACGAGGAGCCAAGACAUCCAUAUUGACCAUUGUAUCCGAUUGUGAAAUAACCUAGACUCUAUAUAGGCAUGGCAGAUAAGUUCAAAAGUUAAAAUAUACGAACGAAUUAUGAUGACUGGAAA
Anopheles stephensi (Asian malaria mosquito) is the source of this 2105-nucleotide messenger RNA. It is a transcript of the gene Art1, whose product is annotated as protein arginine N-methyltransferase 1. Gene Ontology annotation, molecular function: protein-arginine N-methyltransferase activity. NCBI's taxonomy places the organism in Eukaryota, Metazoa, Arthropoda, Insecta, Diptera, Culicidae. The record is from RefSeq and is a predicted model, not a curated record. Gene Ontology annotation, cellular component: nucleus. The transcript is spliced from 2 exons. Bases 422 to 1531 code for a protein of 369 amino acids. Gene Ontology annotation, biological process: peptidyl-arginine methylation.